Messenger RNA from Menidia menidia (Atlantic silverside), 1095 nucleotides. The record is from the annotation of a GenBank genome assembly. NCBI's taxonomy places the organism in Eukaryota, Metazoa, Chordata, Actinopteri, Atheriniformes, Atherinopsidae.
AUGCAGAGAGAGUUGGAGUCCCUCACAUCAGCCAAGCCCCCACCUCCUCCUCUCCCUUCUGCAAGUAGCGGCCCUCAGCCUCCCAUCCCCGGCAGCCCUGGGGAUGGAGCCGUUGGUCAGGAGCCACCCAGGCAGCGUGAAAACUUUAAUGUGAUGGAGAUAAGGCAUCCUUUUAAUGUUACUGCGCCCUCCCGUGGUAAUCUAGCUGUAUUUCACGCAAGUGUGAUGCAUUCCAACGCCGAGCUUCCUGCAAAUAACAACCUGGAGCUUAUUUUCCAGGUUGUCAGGAAUCCUUCUGGAGGCGUGAAACGUAAGUUGGAGAAAACGUUGGACUGUGAAUUAAUUAAUGAAAAGAAACGUCACUCGUAUCUUCCUGGCGCAUGUUUAACCGACAGGGAAGCCUCAGUCCAGGGAAAGCAGUGGCAACUUAUGGAAGGUUUGACUGAGCAAACGCCCGUUAACUUCAGCGAUGUCAAUAAAUUAGAGAGGAUAGUAAAGAUGAAGAUUGUUGUGUUUUAUAGAAAGGGCGAGAAACAUUUACUGUGUAAAUUUGAGACAGACUUCCCUGACCGUUCAAACCCCCUUUUCUUAUUCCUGCUGGGAAACCAUUACUAUGAAAUAAGGAAUCUCACCGGUUUUACCGGAGCAAAAUACACCUGUAGUUAUUGUUAUAUCGGUUUCGAUCACCCCGAAAGGCAUUUAUUUAAAGGUUACUGUCCCAUUUGUCAUGACCCGAGCUGUCAUCUUAGGCCUUUAAGAUCUGUGCAGUGCAGCCUCGCCUCACACCCCGGCUGGAAAAGUUUAGGAGUAAUUGCGAAACCAGUAAAUUCUGCCUGGUCUGUAAAAGACUUUAUCACGUGCCCGCCUCUUAAGAACGUUUCAUUCACGAAUGCUCGCCCAUCCCCACUGAGGGGCGAUUUUGAAUCUUUCAGCAAUCAGAGUGGCGUGCUCGUUCCCUUUCUAGUCUGUACCAAAACGUUAAAAGGAGUGGUUUGGUACGCUUAUGGGCUGGAUUGUGUCAAACAGUUUCUGCUUCAUUUCAGGAGCCACGGAUACAGGGGUUACACAUUUAUUGCUCAUAAUGCGCGUGGAUAG